Molecule: messenger RNA, 1212 nt
Organism: Hippopotamus amphibius kiboko
Lineage: Eukaryota; Metazoa; Chordata; Mammalia; Artiodactyla; Hippopotamidae
Gene: B3GAT1
Product: beta-1,3-glucuronyltransferase 1
Exons: 5
Coding region: 31-1035 (334 amino acids)
Biological process (GO): carbohydrate metabolic process; chondroitin sulfate proteoglycan biosynthetic process
Cellular component (GO): Golgi membrane
Molecular function (GO): galactosylgalactosylxylosylprotein 3-beta-glucuronosyltransferase activity
Source: RefSeq, a predicted model, not a curated record
GAGGAGCUGUGGGCCCAGCCAGCCUUGGAGAUGCCAAAGAGACGGGACAUCCUUGCGAUCGUCCUCAUCGUGCUACCCUGGACGCUGCUGGUCACCGUGUGGCACCAGAGCACCAUUGCACCCCUGCUCGCCGCACACAAGGAUGACGGCAGCGACCCCCGGCGCGAGGUGCCACCUGGCGCAGACCCCAGGGAGUACUGCAUGUCCGACCGCGACAUCGUGGAGGUGGUACGCACAGAGUACGUGUACACGCGGCCCCCGCCCUGGUCUGACACGCUGCCCACCAUCCACGUGGUGACUCCGACCUACAGCCGCCCGGUGCAGAAGGCGGAGCUGACACGCUUGGCCAACACGCUGCUCCAUGUGCCCAACCUGCACUGGCUAGUGGUGGAGGACGCACCGCGCCGCACGCCGCUGACCGCACGCCUGCUGCGCGACACCGGCCUCAACUACACGCACCUGCACGUGGAGACACCGCACAACUACAAGCUGCGCGGGGACGCGCGCGACCCGCGCAUCCCGCGGGGCACCAUGCAGCGCAACCUGGCCCUGCGCUGGCUGCGCGAGACCUUCCCACGCAACACCAGCCAGCCCGGUGUCGUGUACUUCGCAGACGACGACAACACCUACAGCCUGGAGCUCUUCGAGGAGAUGCGCAGCACCAGGAGGGUGUCCGUGUGGCCUGUCGCCUUCGUCGGUGGCCUUCGGUACGAGGCCCCGAAGGUCAAUGGGGCCGGGAAGGUGGUUGGCUGGAAGACAGUGUUCGACCCCCACCGGCCAUUUGCCAUAGACAUGGCAGGAUUUGCGGUCAACCUGCGGCUCAUCCUGCAGCGAAGCCAGGCCUACUUCAAGCUGCGUGGUGUGAAGGGAGGCUACCAGGAAAGCAGCCUCCUCCGAGAACUUGUCACUCUCAAUGACCUGGAGCCCAAGGCAGCCAACUGCACCAAGAUCCUGGUCUGGCACACACGGACCGAGAAGCCAGUGCUGGUGAACGAGGGCAAAAAAGGCUUCACUGACCCCACGGUGGAGAUCUGAGCCCCAGGACACAGGAGCCCUCUUCUCAGACCUGCUUCUGGCCGCCUGCGCUCCCCACACAGGUGGUCCCUCCAAGGCGGACUCCUGCGGAAUUGCCAUCACCCCCCUUUCUACUCUGGGGCCUUCAGAGAGCCCAGACUGAUGCCAGGACAAAGGACGGAGACCCCAAAGCACAGA